CCCAUUCAGUUCAUCUGCAGUUUUCUAGCUGAGAGUACAGAAAAAUUUUGAAAAAUUCUUUAAACUUGCAUAAUUUUGAGUUGAAAAGUGUAGAUAAAAUGAAAACUCCACUUAGCCAGAAGACGGGCUUCUUUGCCGAAUACUAUCUGAAGCUCAAGGAUCAGGCGGGUUCCAGUUGCGAGUCGGACAUUGCCAAAUUGUCAUCGUGCAAGAGUGAUGAGGAGCGCGUGGCGUAUGUGGAAAAGUUGCCCUGGGUGCAGGCAGGGGAUGCCAACCUGGUGGUGAACCAGGAGUUCGCCGGCAAGAACGCCACUCUAGCGGCGGAGAUCAAGGAGCGGGCCACCUCCGCCUUCAAGGCCAAGAAGUGGCUGGAGGCCAUGAUGUUGUACACCAGGAGCUAUGUGGCGCUGCCCAGUGAAAAUGUGGCAGAAAUACGUAUUGUUUUGGCUAAUCGAUCGGCCACUUUGUACCACAUGCAGAAAUAUCAAGAAUGCCUGAUUGAUAUUCGAAGAGCCUUAGAUCUAGGCUAUCCCAAGGAUUUGAUCUACAAGUUGUACGAACGACAGGCUCGUUGUUACAUGGCUCUCAAGGACUAUCCACAUACAAUUGAGGCAUUCAAAAAGUGCAUCACCACCAUGGAUGACUCCACAUUGACCUCUGACAAGCGAGCCAAACUCAAUUUGGAUGCCAUGACCAUGAUCAAAAUGCUGAGCCAUGAUCCAAGAACCGCAAAACAGGAGGCCAAACAGCAAAAACAGAAGAUAGCUUUGGAUCAAGCCCAACCAGUUAAGUUGGAGACUGAAGUAGUGAGUCCUCUGGUGAGGAUCGAUAGCAAUCCACAGGAGGGUCGUUAUGCCAGAGCCUCUGCAGAUAUUAAGCCCGGUGAAGAGCUGCUAGUGGAGCGACCUUUUGUCUCAGUUUUGCUGGAGAAGUUUGCCAAGACCCACUGCGAGAAUUGCUUUGUGAGGACUGUGGUUCCCGUGGCCUGUCCUCGCUGUGCCGAUGUUCUCUAUUGCUCGGAGCAAUGUCGUGAAGAGGCCUCCAAGAAGUAUCAUAAGUACGAGUGUGGAAUAGUUCCAAUUCUCUGGCGUUCAGGUGCCUCCAUUAACAAUCACAUUGCCUUGAGGAUCAUUGCCAGCAAACCAUUGGAUUACUUCCUCAACUUAAAGCCAACUAUUGAUGAGGUGCUGACACCGGAGCAACUGAUCAGCCUACCUAAGGAUGACUUCCGCAGAGUGGCUCAAUUGGAGAGGCAUCAGGGUGAACGGCAGCCCUCAAAUUUCUUCCAGCACGUCCUGAUGGCUCGCUUUUUGACACAAUGUCUCCGGGCCGGAGGUUACUUUGGAUCGGAACCCAAGCCAGAUCAGGUGGCCAUUAUAUGCUCCUUGGUGCUGCGCAGUCUGCAGUUCAUCCAGUUUAAUACUCAUGAAGUGGCGGAGCUUCACAAAUUCAGUUCGUCUGGCCGGGAGAAGUCCAUUUUCAUUGGCGGAGCCAUCUAUCCCACCUUGGCCCUGUUCAAUCACUCUUGUGAUCCGGGCGUGGUGCGUUACUUCCGCGGCACCACCAUCCACAUAAACAGUGUACGACCCAUCGAAGCUGGACUUCCGAUCAACGAGAACUAUGGACCCAUGUACACCCAAGAUGAGCGAUCGGAUCGCCAGGCGCGUCUGAAGGAGCUCUACUGGUUCGAGUGUUCAUGCGAUGCCUGUAUCGACAAUUGGCCCCGUUUCGAUGAUCUUCCUCGGGAUGUGAUACGCUUCCGUUGCGAUGCACCGAAUAACUGUACGGCGGUGAUUGAGGUACCACCCAGUUGCAACGACUUCAUGGUCAAGUGUGUGAACUGUGGCGAGAUCACCAACAUCCUGAAAGGCCUAAAGGUCAUGCAGGACACCGAGAUGAUGACGCGCACAGCCAAGAGGCUGUACGAAACAGGGGAAUACUCCAAGGCCUUGGCAAAGUUCAUUGAUCUGAUCAGGAUUAUGUAUGAAGUGCUGGCCCCGCCUUUUCCCGAUUUCUGUGAGAGUCAGCAGAACCUCAAGGACUGCUUCCUCAAUUUGGGCAAUGUAUAUACUCUGGACUAGAGUGAUUACUUUCAAAAUGUAUACAAAUGUUUUGCGACAUUAAGACUUUUAAUUGCAAAUAUUAAAAACAAAUAAAUGAGUUUUACAGUUUUAAAUUAUGUCGUCAUUAAAUAAAACAUACAUUCACUUUCAAAUAUAUAGAUUGCAAAUCUUUUGCUAAAACAA
Messenger RNA from Drosophila elegans, 2246 nucleotides. RefSeq names its product SET and MYND domain-containing protein DDB_G0284059 (gene Smyd4-3). NCBI's taxonomy places the organism in Eukaryota, Metazoa, Arthropoda, Insecta, Diptera, Drosophilidae. The transcript is spliced from 6 exons. The coding region runs from base 99 to 2081 and encodes 660 amino acids. The record is from RefSeq and is a predicted model, not a curated record. Gene Ontology annotation, molecular function: protein binding.